AUGAAACUCGAUGAAGAAUCGAAUGCCAUGUUAGGAGGUGAAAUAUUUAAGGCUCCCAAUUUCACAACACUAGGUCUCGAAAAGAUGAUGAGAAAUAUAUUUGGCCUGCAGCAACAAUUAUCGAAUUUUCAUUUGGUGAACGAACGACGAUUUGAAAUUAUUAGAGAUUACUUUAAUUUAUUGCAAGUGCCAUCUGAACAAAUUCUUGCCACGAUUCAAAACACUCCUCUCAGACAAUUGCCAUUCACACAGGAACAAUAUGAAGCAAUUCUCCAAACACCAUAUGGAAAUAUUAAGAGAGAGGUACAAGAUGUGAUAUUGCUAAGACAAUUGUUUGAUAAAAAGCUGAAAAAGGAAAAGAAACAGCAAUCAACACAAAAAUAA
Molecule: messenger RNA, 384 nt
Organism: Naegleria fowleri
Lineage: Eukaryota; Heterolobosea; Eutetramitea; Acrasida; Naegleriidae
Exons: 1
Coding region: 1-384 (127 amino acids)
Source: RefSeq, a predicted model, not a curated record